AUGACAUUGCCAAACAUCUCGCCCGAGUCAUCUUUGGCUACUCCUGACAAGAAAUCGUUGGAGCCACUCAUCGAAAGCUCCACCGAUUCUACAACAGAUUCAGCGACGCCCAAGACAUGGAAACAGACCAUCAUCGCCGGCCUCAUCGCUUUUUGGCGUUUUUUCAAAACACCAACUGGAUUUCUAAUCACAUUGUACGGCCUGAAUGUUGUGGCUUGGGGCGCUAUGCUCUUCUUCUUGAUCCUCAAGGCUGCACCCGCCAUGAACCAUCCCGAUGGCGGCGACGCAGACUCCUCGCCUCGCAAAAUCUGGAUUGAGAUUGACUCACAAAUCUUGAACGCGCUAUUCUGCUUAACGGCUUGGGGACUUGCACCUUGGAGGUUUAGAGACCUGUGGUGGCUAUGCGUGUGGCGCUUUGGGCGUCAAUCGGAGAGAAGUUCCCAAGCCAUCAGAAGACUGGCUGCGAGGAAUGUGAGCUGGUUCCGUCUAGGAGAAGGCGAUCUGCUAGAACACGAAGAGCCCGGCGUGGAUCCGACACUGAUCCGACGAAAAACGUUCUCGGGAGAGAGUGCACCUCCUACAGCGUCGUGGAAGAUGGAUUUUGUGGUAUGGAUGAUGGUGUUGAACACGCUUUUUCAAGUCGGAAUGGCGUACAUGAUGUGGGCCUACAACCGCAUUGACCGUCCAACAUGGGGAGCGGGCCUGUUUAUUGGUCUAGGAUGCGCAGUAAGCAUGAUUGGUGGUUUGAUGUGCUGGUGGGAGGGAAGAAAGAUCAAGAAAAUUGAGGGACCCAAAGUCGUGAAGGACAAGGAGUUGUCAGAGGUUUGA
Aureobasidium namibiae CBS 147.97 is the source of this 828-nucleotide messenger RNA. RefSeq lists its product as uncharacterized. Lineage: Eukaryota; Fungi; Ascomycota; Dothideomycetes; Dothideales; Saccotheciaceae. The transcript has a single exon. The record is from RefSeq and is a predicted model, not a curated record. The coding region runs from base 1 to 828 and encodes 275 amino acids.